CAUCCAAAAUUAAUAAUAUUCGGUCGUGUUUUCAUUCCAUUCAUAUGAGUUAAUAUAGUUCGCAAUUUGCAACGUAAUGUAUCAACAGCACAUACUUAGAAGCCACUUAAAUGCCAUGGAGAUGUUUUGUGUAAAAUAUUAAUAAAUACAGGAACUUAAUUUAAAAGAAAAACAUUGUGAACGAAGUAAUAUCAUAAACAUAUGAGAAAUAAAAUUUAACACGACUUCUUGUAUGUAAUAUAAUAUCUUCAGUAUUUAUAAACAAAAACAAAUAUAAAUUUCUUUUUAAUAAUUUGUACAUGAAACUUGGUUGUAAACAAAGAUGGCAGCCACACGGCGCACAACAAAGGAUAUUGAUGAUGCAUUGGAUUUGCUAGAAGAUUUAACUGAGGAGGAACUUGCAGCGUUGGAAGCUGAUUUCGAUCCGAAUGACGAUUUUAUUCCAGCGAACGAAAGAAAGUUGGAACUACAGAAAAAUAGAAUGUACGAAAAAAGAGACAUGGUGGCGCAACUUGAAGAUAUAGUCAGGAAAAACCAAGCCGCAUCUCGUCCUCCAGAAAAAGUUAUCCCAAUUCGAACUUGGAAAAAUCCAAUCGAAGACAAUAACAAUAUCAAAAAUAAAUAUACAAAUAAAAAUAGAAAUGAUAUAGAAAAAAAGAAGCAUGAGAAAAAGAAAGAAGAAAAAGUAGAUUACGGUUUGACUGCAGAAGAAGAAGAAUUAUUCGAAGGUCUUGACGAAGAAGAAUUGUUAGAAUUAGCAGCUUUAUCAAAUACACAUGGUCUGUUAACUCAAGAUCAAGUGCACUGUGUAGAAAUGGGAAGCAAGGAAGAACAUAAAAGAUUUGGAUUGCAUGCAAAACCAGUUACCGGACCUUCUCGACGUUUAGCAUCAAUGUCGGACGACGAUACAGACUUAGACGGUGUGUUAUUGCUCGACAGUUUAAAAGAGGAUACCGAUGACGUGUUUUAUGUGCGCAUUAAUAAUGUGCCGCUGGAAACAAGCCUGCUUCAUGCUAUCUUUGACGCCUUGAAGACGACAACACAAAUUAAACACCUUUCGUUGGCUGGUAUUGGAAUGAAAGACGAAGAAGGACUGCUUUUUAAUGAAGCAUUCAAAGAAAAUGACACGUUGGAAACGGUAAAUUUGGAAUCGAAUGAGUUAACGAACGAAGUCAUGGAGCCACUCUUUGGACUAGUUGUGGACCACCCAACGAUACGAGAAGUAAAAUGCUCACACCAGAAACAUGGCUUGGGAAGUCGAGGCGAAGAAGCUAUGGCACGUGCUCUUGAUAAAAAUGAACGCCUUUUAAAAGUUAGCUAUCCGUUCAAGGUGCAGUCAGCCAGAAGCUUAGCAGACAGAUGUCAAAUACGGAACAAUGAAAUAUUGAGACAAAAAAGAAGAAAGGGAGAGGAUUUCUACAAUUACAAAGAAGAAAUCAACAGGAGAGAUAAUCAUCCUCAACCCUGGAUAAAAGACAGGGAAGAUAAAAACGAAAAAAUGAAAGCUGAUUUAGCUGAACAAAAAGGUCGUAUGAAAAUAGUUCCAAAUGUUAGUAGAAUGAGAUUCGAGGCGAAACAACGCGCUGUGGAAAAUGCCAAACCUACAAUCGAUAACGAACUAGCGAGCAAGUUACAAGCUGCCAAGACUAAAGCUAGACGAGGCAUGCUUCGUUAAUUGUUCACGAAGCAAAGCAGAAAUAGCUACAAUGAAUUUGAAAUUAAAUCAUGUGGGAUUUUGAACAUUUUAAAAAAGUUUUAAAAGGGUUUUCGUAAGAAGUCAAUUAUUUAAAAUUCGAUAAAUGAUUUUUUUAUAAUUUCAUGCAGAAAUUGAUAUUUUUAAAGAGCUUUAUUUUAGAUUAUAUUUAAACUAACCAGAAGAAUGCAGUUUGUUUUUCAGUUACCAA
Messenger RNA from Hydractinia symbiolongicarpus, 1904 nucleotides. RefSeq names its product tropomodulin-3-like. Bases 323 to 1675 code for a protein of 450 amino acids. The transcript has 10 exons. Gene Ontology annotation, biological process: myofibril assembly; pointed-end actin filament capping. Lineage: Eukaryota; Metazoa; Cnidaria; Hydrozoa; Anthoathecata; Hydractiniidae. Gene Ontology annotation, cellular component: myofibril. Gene Ontology annotation, molecular function: tropomyosin binding. The record is from RefSeq and is a predicted model, not a curated record.